Messenger RNA from Lachancea sp. 'fantastica', 1026 nucleotides. The record is from the annotation of a GenBank genome assembly. NCBI's taxonomy places the organism in Eukaryota, Fungi, Ascomycota, Saccharomycetes, Saccharomycetales, Saccharomycetaceae.
AUGCCAGAAAGUGUUGAAAUCACAUCCAAACCUUACAUUCACGACUAUGGUGCAAGACUCAGCGAAGGAAUAACUUACCUCCGGGAAUCGCAGACCUUGUUUUGGGUUGAUAUCUUUUUGAGUGAAAUUCACUUUGUCACGGACAUCAACGACCCCAAAGCGUCCCAUAAGGUUAUCAAGAUCAAUGCUAGCAACUACACAGGGGUUUACCCCUAUUCCACGAAGUUGCCAGAACGCGUGGGUGCGGUUUUCCCGGUUGACUCGCCAACAGGCGUGAAAGAGGUGUUUUUUGCUGGAAAAUACGGGAUCGGCCAUCUAUGGCUGGAAUCAAGCCAAUGGAGCUAUCAAGUGUUGUUUUCGUCGAGCAAAAAUGUUUCCGACAAGGAUUGGGAACGAUUGAGGUCUAAUGACGGCAAUGUUGCACCAAACGGCGACAUAUACAUCGGAGUGAUGAACGAUUUCCAUAUCGGCGUAGACACCCAAAAGGAGGCCGAAGGGUGUUUGUUCCGGGUGAAUCUCAAGCACAAGAGCAUUGAACUCGUACUGGACCAUUUGCACAUCCCAAACAGCAUCAAUUGGAACCAGACAACUGACACUCUGUAUCUGAACGAUACGAUGGCUUUCAAGGUCUGGCAAAUGCCAUAUGUGAACGGCACGCCACAACCGGAGGAGAAAAAAGUUUUCAUCGAUUUCACCCCCAUAAACAAGGACGUGGAGCUCCCACAGCCAGACGGAUCCGUCGUCGACCCUCGCGACGGCUUUUCCUAUUGCUGUGUCUUCAGUUCUCAUAAACUGCAAGUUUUCGAUCCCAAGGGCCAGCUACAGCGCGAGCUUGUGUUCCCGCAGACUCCCAACAUGACCUGCUGCUGUAUCGGGCCUGGUGGCGACGUUUUCGUCACCACAGCAUCGUUGGACGUGGAACACGGCAAGAGUGUUGGCCCAAGCGGUGCUCUAUACCGGGUAUCGGGUGCUUGCUUUGCCGGAAAAGACAAUGUUCCAUCUUCAAAACGUAAUCCUGAGUUUUGA